CCGUCCGAGAGCAGAGCAGAUGUGCGGGGAGGAUGGAGGGCUCUGGGGCCACCUGCUAGCACCUCCCGGGAGCUGCGGAACCCCGCGCCCCCAGAACUUCCAGAGCGGCCUCUCGCAUCACAAAGUAGCUCCGGAGAGUUCUGUCUUUGUUUAGGCGCAGCCCGGAGAAGGAUGCGCAGUCAUGUUUAACCCACACGUGCUGGAUUCUCCAGCUGUGAUUUUCGACAAUGGCUCCGGGCUCUGCAAGGCCGGCCUGUCCGGAGAGAUCGGGCCCCGCCACAUCAUCAGCUCCAUCGUGGGGCACCUCAAGUUCAAGAUGCCCUCGGCAGGGGCCACUCAGAAGAAGUACUUUGUGGGGGAGGAGGCCCUGCACAGGCAGGAGGCCCUACACCUGCGUUACCCCAUCGAGCGGGGCCUGGUCACCAGCUGGGAGGACGUGGAGACCCUCUGCAAGCAUCUGUUUGAGUGGGAGCUGGGCGUGAAGGCCAGCGACCGGCCCGUGCUCAUGACCGAGCCCUCCCUGAACCCCAGGGAGGCCCGGGAGAAGAUGGCGGAGGUGAUGUUCGAGAAGUUCAACGUGCCCGCCUUCUACCUGUCGGACCAGGCCGUGCUGGCCCUCUACGCCUCAGCCUGCGUCACGGGCCUGGUGGUGGACAGCGGGGAUGGGGUCACCUGCACCGUGCCCAUCUUCGAGGGGUACUCCUUGCCCCACGCGGUCACCAAGCUCUACGUGGCAGGGAGGGACGUCACGGAGCACCUCAGCCGGCUGCUGCUGGCCAGCGGGCGGGCCUUCCCGUGCGUGCUGGACAAGGCCCUGGUAGACGACAUCAAGGAGAAGCUGUGCUAUGUGGCCCUGGAGCCCGAGAAGGAGCUCUCCCGGAGGCCCGAGGAGACCCAGAGGGAGUACAAGCUGCCAGACGGGAACAUCAUCCGCAUCGGGGACCAGCUGCACCAGGCGCCCGAGGCCCUGUUCGCGCCCGACCAGCUGGGGGUCCACAGCCCGGGCCUCUCGAAAAUGGUCUCCUGCAGCAUUGCCAAGUGUGACACCGACAUCCAGAAGACGCUGUUCGGGGAGAUUGUUCUGUCGGGGGGCACCACCCUGUUCCAGGGCCUCGACGACCGCCUCCUGAGGGAGCUGGAGCAGCUGGCCUCCAAAGGGACCGCCAUCAAGAUCACGGCCCCCCCGGACAGGUGGUUCUCCACAUGGAUCGGGGCCUCCAUCGUCACCUCCCUGAGCAGCUUCAAGCAGAUGUGGGUCACCUCCGCAGAUUUCAAGGAGUUUGGGAGAGCCGUGGUUCAAAGACGGUGCUUCUGAGGGGCCGUGGGCAGGGGUUGGGCGGGGGCAGUGAGCUCUCCCCUCGGCGCCAGCAGGAUGUUCAAUAAAAAACAAAACAGUGCAGCCUCUGGA
Molecule: messenger RNA, 1408 nt
Organism: Hyaena hyaena (striped hyena)
Lineage: Eukaryota; Metazoa; Chordata; Mammalia; Carnivora; Hyaenidae
Gene: ACTRT2
Product: actin related protein T2
Exons: 1
Coding region: 182-1315 (377 amino acids)
Source: RefSeq, a predicted model, not a curated record